Striga asiatica is the source of this 6429-nucleotide messenger RNA. The record is from the annotation of a GenBank genome assembly. Lineage: Eukaryota; Viridiplantae; Streptophyta; Magnoliopsida; Lamiales; Orobanchaceae.
AUGCCGGACUUAGCAAAGCAGGACAAUAAGCUUUUGAUUUAUAUCAAAUUGAAAGUGUGUAUUAAUGAUGUGCCUUCGAUAGAUAGGAGUUCAGUAUUCCUAGUUAGCUGGUUGCACCAGAGACUUGGUGGUUUGCAUCAGAUAUCUUGGUUUCAGUUUCUUCCUCAUGAUUACGAUUUCAGUACAGCGCCUGAUAAGAGUUUGAAAGGCAACCAGAAAGAUGUGGCAACAUGGGAGGUGCUUUCAGCUCAUCUGCAACUGCAGAAGGAGGGGUUUCUCAGCUCAUGGACUAAUUCCUUUGUGGGGCCGUGGGAUCCUUCACAAGGGCUGCAUAAUCCUGAUGAAAAGAUCAAACUGUGGCUGUUUCUGCCGGGCCAACAUUCUUCUAUUGUUGAGAAGGCACAGCCUGCUGUUGCCAAGUUGAGAGUGCUCGCAUCUGGACUUUGGGUGGCUCCUGGUGACUCCGAAGAAGUUGCAGCUGCCCUGUGUCAGGCUUUGCGAAAUUGUAUAGAAAGCAGAGCUCUUAGAGGGCUUUCAUACGUACGAUUUGGAGAUGUGUUUUCAAAGUAUCAUCCUUUUACACAGAAUGAAGAACUAUUCCGGAAGGGUCAACCUGUAGCUGAGUUUAUCUUUGCUGCAACAGAAGACACAAUAUUUGUUCAUGUCAUCAUAUCUGCUAAACAUGUCAGAGCGCUUUCAAGUGGUGACAUUGAACCAUUCCUCAGAGGUUCUAGUAGACGAUCCUCAGGCCAAAUUUCAGAGAGUGUCUCGUUUAUCCUUCCCAUUCGUACGCUUCCUUACCUCAGUUGGUAUCAGAAGUCAACACGAUUCACGAUGCUGUCGCGAAAACAAGAUGCUGCAAACGAUAGGUGUGUCGCCGCCAUCUACAACCUGAGCCGUCGGACCGAGUGGUUUGGCCGCCAGCUCGAGACGAUGGGUCGUGAGAUUGCAGAUCUGUCCGCGGAGAUUGGGGACAUACGUCUAACUAUCCGUACCAUGGUUCGGGACAAGCAAAUGUACCAUGACGCCAUGCUCUUAGGCAUUGUGAUGACAAUUUCGGAUGUAUCCGAUCAGAAAAAAAGGAAGAAGGGCGGCGGAAGGGAUGGUGAUCAGAAUUUCUCUGAUACCAUAAAAGAGUUUAUGCUGUUAAGUCUGAAACUUAUCUACAUUGUUUCAGUUGUUGUCUCCCCUCAUGGAAUGCGUGGGAAGCUCACGGGAUAUUGUCCUGGUGAUCUUGUCAAACAAGUGUAUCUGAGCACCGGGAAGGUUAGAGGUUCCAAUGGGAUUGUUGGUCUUCCUUACAGUGCUGCUCAAGUAUUAGGCCUGCCAUCUCAAAUGAGGGGUCAAAACUGCUUUGUUGAAGUGACCCUUGGUUGCAAUGACCAGACGUUGCAAAAAGAUGACAACUCACAUAGUGACUUUUCUCAGCCUCAUGGUACCGAGUCUCUAGCUGCAGGACUAGGUACGCAGAGGUGGCCUUCAACAAAGCCCCCAGUUACUGAACAGAUGUUUGUUUAUCCGGCUGAGGCUGUCCUUGUUCCAGUUUUCCAGACAUCUUUUGCUAGAUCGUCUUUGAAGAGAUUUUGGCUGCAAAACUGGGUUGGUCCAUCAUUGACGGGUUCAUCGCUUUUCAUGCAUUGUGAUGACAAGCUAGAUUCAAGGGGUGGAUCUUCAUUUGAACCCAGUGGAACAUAUCGCAGCAGUAGUAACAGUAACAGCAGUAGCAAUUGCACCAUAAGUAGUUCUUCAAGUGACAGUGAUAACAAUACCUUGGGUACUGGUGAUCUAGACGCAGAUGCAGAUUCUUUGAUGUCCAGACAGUCUGGUCUAUCAUCAUUGGGUCAAAUGCAGAAUGAUGGCCGCCAAUUGGGUUCUAAAAGGCCACGGAUUGCGACAUCUGAGUCUUUUGGUCAAGGAGGCAUGGUUUUAAAUCCUUCCAUGACUGAUUACGGUACAAUGGAAGUCAACAAUAUUUCCUCCAGUGGGGUUGCAAAUGAACAGAUAGGUCCCGAAUGGGGAUGGGAUGAUGAUAGAGGCUCAGGAAUGGAUAUUCAAGCGUUGCUGUCAGAGUUUGGUGAUUUUGGUGAUUUCUUUUUGAACGAUGCUUUGCCUUUUGGCGAGCCUCCAGGAGAUGCUGAGUCUCAAGCUCCCAUGUUUCCUGCACCUGAAGGUGGAGAUCUGUGUAGCAGUCCAAGCAACUCUGUGAUGGAUGUGUCAGACCAGAUGCUUCUACCUGUAGCUUUUCCAACUCUAGAUAGCUUUAACCACCUGCAGGCUGCUGCCUCUGUGGAAGAUUUGACAAGCAAAAAUCAAGAAGCCCUGAAGAAUACUGCGUCUGGUCAAGUUACCUCCACUCUUCCAUCUGUCAACCGUGAGUUCGAUCAUGUUGUAAAGGCUGAGGCAUUGAUGACAUUUGCUCCAGAAUAUGGGUGUGUAGAAGCCCCCAGGAAUGACAUUUCCUCUGUCAUUAUUCGAAGUCCUUAUGUUCCAAAAUCUUGCAAAGUGGACUCUGCAUCGAGUUCAAACAAUUAUGUAUAUUCUGCUACACCACCUUCUUCUCCUUGCUGUGAUGGAUCUGAUGAGAAGUUGCCUACAAGUUUGAAAGCACGUACAGAGAAAAAUGAUGCCAGUUCCCUUUUAAGAUCAAAAAACUAUUACACCCAUGUUGAUUGUGGGAAAAAGCAAUAUAGUGGAACUAACAAUGGCUUUUCUAAAGCUGAGGCUGGAGGGGCAUCAUCACAAUUUAAAAAAACUGGCAAUGCGGUUUCAACUAAAGCUGCUGAAGUCUCGCUGAGAGAAGAUACUUUUCUUCCAUCUUCAAGAACUGUCCUUGCAACAGGUAUUGAGUGCCUUGUAUGCCAGGCUUCCAUGUGCAGGCUUCGACAUACACUGCUGUCGCCUAGCAACCUAUCACUUUCUGGCUUGAGUGGAUUGCCUGGAAAUAGCACACCCAGUCAGAUCCAUGCAGAUUCUAGCACUAUUAUGGACAGCAUGUCAAGCAGAUCCGAGUUUAAAAAGAAAGAAAUCAUCCCUGCUCGGUUAGCUGGUGAUAUAGAUGGAGGAAUGCGAGAGCCUUUGACUGCUCCUGUUGGUGUCUGGCGAUCUGUUGGUAUCCCAAAAUCUACCAAAACAAGUACUUCCACCAUGGAAGUUGGCCAUUCCAUGCCAAAUAAUUCAUUCAUAGAAGAAAACAUACUUUCUUAUGGGCUUCGCCAACCACUUCAUGAACUUCUUGAUAGCUUUGCAUUGCUUGUCCAGCAAGCAGCUUCAUUUGUUGAUGUGGCUCUGGAUUCAGACUGUAGUGAUGGUCCUUAUUGUUGGCUUGCGCUUCAAGAGCAGAAGAAUCGUGGAUUUUCCUGUGGACCUUCCAUGGUGCAUGCUGGUUGUGGGGGACUUCUGGCUUCUUGUCAUUCCCUGGAUAUUGCUGGCGUGGAACUUGUUGACCCGCUGUCAGCCGAUGUUCUUGCAUCUUUAACCAUUAGUUUGCUCCAGUCAGACAUAAAAGCAGCCCUAAAAUCUGCGUUCAGCAAUGUAGAUGGUCCUCUAUCUGUAACUGAUUGGUGUAGGGGCCGUAGUGCAUCCAUUGACUCAGGAAUGGCUUGUGAUGGAGUUUCUGUAGAGUCCAUUGCAAGUGCAAGUGAAUGUCGUGAUUCAGUUACCGUUUCCGUUGGGGAAGCCAUGAGUCCAUCUUUGGCAUCUGCUGGUGGAGGGUCUGGCCUUAAAACUGAUGGAGCUAGGAUGGACGAGUCAGCCACUUCCACAUCAGAAUUGGAUCAGCAACAAUGCUCACGCAUCCGGCCCACACUUUCAGUUGUUCCAUUUCCUUCCAUACUUGUUGGGUACCAAGAUGAUUGGCUUAAAACUUCAGCUAGUUCUUUACAUGUAUGGGAGAAAGCUCCUCUUGAACCAUAUGCGACUGCAAAACAUAUGAGCUACUAUGUUGUCUGUCCAAAUAUUGAUCCACUAAUAUCGGCUGCUGGUGAUUUUUUCUUGCAACUUGGAACAGAUAUCAAGAAAAGUGUUGAUAAGUUUUCUGAGUCUUGUGACAUAUUGUGGUGUUCUCUAAUCCCAGUUUAUGAAACCUGCAAGCUGGGAACUCAUGCACCCCAAAGCCUUGGAAACGAGAUGGAGAUAGAUUCUGGAAAAAUAUCGCCUGGUUUUGUCUUUCUCGAUUGCCCUCAAUCAGUGAAGAUAGACAGUAAUAAUGCAUCUAUGUUGGGAUCAAUCAGUGAUUAUUUUCUUUGUCUAUCUAAUGGUUGGGAUCUGACUAGUUACCUAAAGACUCUCUCUAAGGCUCUUAAGACCUUGAAGCUUGGUUCAUCUGUGAGUAUGAACACAAAGGAAGGAAAUGGCGGGCAGUGUACGGUAGUCUACGUGGUGUGCCCCUUCCCCGAGCCUCUUGCAGUUCUACAGACAGUGGUCGAAUCUUCUGUUGCAAUAGGAUCAGUUAUUCGGUCUUCGGACAGAGAACGGAGAACCAUGCUACACAAUCAAGUGGCAAAAGCCCUGAGCUACCCAUCUGCCGUUGACGAGUCCUUUUCAAACGUUUUGACUCUCACUGGAUUCAGCAUCCCGAAGCUGGUACUCCAGAUCGUGACCGUUGAUGCCAUUUUCAGGGUCACUAGCCCCUCCCUCAACGAGCUCGUCAUCUUGAAGGAAAUCGCUUUCACUGUUUACAAUAAAGCUCGCCGAAUUUCACGUGGGCCCCCCGGUGAGACAACAACGAUGACAUCAUCCUCAUUGGUGCAGGAAAGAUCUCAUUCGGUCGUGAUGCCAAUGACUUCACCUGUUCCUGGUAUGUGGAAGGAUUGUGCUGGCCCCCGAAUGAUGGGCCCACCUCUUCAGAGAGAGAGUGAUCUCGAUGCAAUGAGACAAGGUUCUUGGGAUAACUCGUGGCAGAACGCAAGGGAUUCGAACAAAACAACUGGAGAUAGUUUCCCGCAAAACGAUAUCCGUUGUCUAUUCGAGCCGCUUUUUAUACUGGCAGAGCCCGGUUCCUUAGAUCGUGGACUUUCUCCCUUUGUGGUGACAAAUCCAGCCGAUCCAUCAAAGCCGUUAUCUGAUGAUUGUGUUAGCACGAGCUUUGUGCAGAGUUCUACUUCAGGGAGUGGAGAUAACAAUGGGUCCGCUUCUCAGCACGACUCCACGGAUUCAGAUAGUUUUGGGUCGGGCAAUCGGAAGCUGCUUCCGAGCCUGCAUUGUUGUUACGGGUGGACUGAGGACUGGCGCUGGAUGGUGUGUAUAUGGACGGACUCGAGAGGGGAGUUACUCGAUAGUUAUGUGUACCCCUUUGGUGGAGUCAGUAGCCGGCAGGAUACAAAGGGCCUGCAGUCUAUUUUUAUCCAAAUAUUGCAACAGGGGUGCCAGAUUCUUCAGUCGUGUUCUCCUGAUCUUAAUAAUGUGAAGCCUAGGGAUCUUGUUAUUACGCGUAUCGGAUGCUUUUUUGAGCUGGAGUGCCAAGAGUGGCAGAAGGCUCUGUACUCGGCCUGGGGUCCGGAAGUGAAAAAGUGGUCCUUACAGCUCAGGCGAUCUGCCCCUGAUGGAGUCCCCGCUGCUAGCAACGGGAACCCUUUGCAGCAGCAAGAGAUGAAUAUGAUGCAAGAGAGAGUAAUACCUUCUUCACCAAGUCCAUUGUAUAGCUCCCAUUCUAAAGGGUCGAGCGGAUUCAUGAAAGGUGGACAAAAUUCGUCCAGGAAGCAGAUAAUGAGUGGGCAUUCAGCUGUGGACAACUCAAAGGGCUUACUGCACUGGGUGCAGAGCAUCAGUUUUGUGUGCGUCUCGAUUGACCAUUCCUUGCAACUCGUGUACCAAGCGGAUUCAAAUUCUCCUGGAACAAGCCAAGGCAGCAGCACCACCGCCACGUCAGCACAGUCGAUCAGCUACCUGGAGGGAUACACCCCCGUCAAAUCCCUCGGCUCCACCCCUUCUUCCUACAUCCUCAUCCCUUCCCCAACCACCCGCUUCCUUCCCCCUCCUUCCCUUCAGCUCCCCACUGUCCUCACCGCCAGCUCACCACCCUUAGCCCACCUCCUCCACAGCCGGGGCUCUGCCGCCCCUCUCUCCACGGGCUUCGCCGUCUCACGGGCCGUCCCCUCGGCCCGUAGGGCCCACACCACCCGAGACGAGUGGCCCUCCGUCCUCUCUGUCAGCCUCGUCGAUUAUUACGGCGGCAGCAGCCACGAUAAGCCGCCUCCGCCGCCACCUCCGGCGGCCGGAAAAAGUGGCGGCAAGGCGGCGGUGAAGGAAUUGGAGGCGGAGACUUGUUCGGUGAUGGAGUCUGUGGCGGCUGAGCUGCAUGCUUUGUCGUGGAUGACGGUGAGCCCGGCGUAUUUGGAACGGAGGUCCGCUCUGCCGUUUCACUGUGACAUGGUCCUCAGGCUAAGGAGGCUGCUCCACUUUGCGGAUAAGGGCGUGCUGAGGAAUCGUUAA